Messenger RNA from Phyllotreta striolata, 3703 nucleotides. Lineage: Eukaryota; Metazoa; Arthropoda; Insecta; Coleoptera; Chrysomelidae. The record is from the annotation of a GenBank genome assembly.
AUGCUUUUAAUCGCUAAAAUUUUAUUUCACUUGUGGUUUUUACAAUUUUGCGAAAGUUCCCUGCCCCCUCUUACAAAAACCCCAUCGAAUCUCCUCGCUAAUUGCGUCAACAAAAUACUAACAAACACAGUGAAUAAACACGAAAACGUCUACUUGAUAAACACCGACUUGAAGAUAAAUUUACCAGCAAUCACCCUCAACAUCACCAACUCACUGACGAAAUUCUACAAAAUCCCACCUCAGCCCCACGCCUACGUAAUAGAAACCCACUCCGAUUUCCCCUACAUAACCCAUCAGCUCCUCUUCAACGGGCUCCUGGAACCCCGCGAGGAACUCAUCAUUCUAACCGACGACUCCGACCUCACGGACAUCUUCGACACCGCUGAAACCUAUUUCAUGCACAAAUUCCUCAUCAUCCAGCGACAGGAAGUGGUCCAUCGCGCCGGCAACGCCCCCACGGCGCUCGGCAGCUUCGACGCCGGCGCCUUCGCGUUCGCCUCCAUGCAGCCCGGGAAGCCCCGGGACUUCAGCGUGGUGUACGUCCCGCUGCCCCCGUUCGUAUACAACGGCACCCGGGGCGUCAUGUCGGAGAUCGUGAACAUCAUAGCGGAUAAAUUGGAGAUCAGCGUGAGCUAUACGGCAUCGAAUCUAACCAAUUCGGAGACUUUCGUGGACGAUCGCGGUCACGCGUUCGGGAUCAUAUCGGAAUUGGAGGCCAGGAGAUUCGACGUGGUGCUCAGCUCGCUGAUCCGCUUUUCCACGGAAUCGUUGUACUACGACGCUUCCGAGUACAUAGCGGCAGACGAGGUGAGGUUCGUGGUAGCCAGAAGUCAUGCAGUGGACGAUUGGGCGUUGUUUUACAAAGAAUUCACGUGGUUAGUUUGGAUACUUUUCAUCGUAUCCCUCCUAAUUUCCUACCUCGUUAUGUACGCUAUACAACGUUGGUGGGAGAGAAGUGAAAAUUCGUCGUUGCUCGUCAACAUCGUUCAAAUUAUUCUGGAAGGUUCGUCUACGAUUCGAUCGGAUUCGUCGUCUUUUAAUAUAAUAUUCAUCUCGAUUUUGCUGAGCACCACGAUUUUCACCAACGUCUACAAGAGCAGGCAGUUUUAUUUCCUGAGAACCGAUCGUUCGCACCAGCUGAUCAAUUCCGCUGACGACGCCAUGAGGAGUGAGUUGAAAUCGGCUCUGCAUCCCACCGCUUUGAGGUUCUACAAAAACUCCAUUCACCCCAUCGAGAAGUACCUCCUGGCAGCCGAUCCCUACGUGUGCUCCGAAUCCUCCGCAUGCUUGGAGAAAGUAGUCAGAGAAAAGGAUCGGGUGGGAGUGGACGUUAUAAGGCACCUGAAGCACGAGAUAACCGAGAAGUACAUCGACUCCGAGGGUCGAUCGAUGAUGCACUUCCUGGAGGGUACGCCCGAGCAGGACGUGUAUUUCGUCGUGUUCUUUCUGAAGGGCCAUCCGACGUUCCCUCGCUUCCAGGAGCUGUUGUACUCCGUUCGGGAAUCCGGAUUGUCGAAUUACCUGGAUAAGAAGAUCGAUGGGUACUACGAGAAGGCCAUGGCGCUGGCGCAACCGAGCAGAUCGUACCGAGCCAGGGCUUUGACUUUGAGGACGCUCAGGUCCACUUUUUACGUGUACUUUUCGCUCGUAUCGAUCAGCUUCGUGGUGUGUUUGCUCGAGAUAACUGAAAGUUUAAACUCUUUAGAUAGUUGCAUUUAUCGAAUUCUACGGUCUAUCGACAACAAAACGAUUGUCUAUUCGAUAAAUACAGAAAUGAAUAAUAUCAACCUUCCUACGAUUUUAUAUGAUACUAGUAAAAGUUUUACCAAAGUGAAGAAACUAGCAAACUCACCAGAGUUUUAUAUCAUAAAAGAGGAUAACAAUCUCGCCAGCAUCAUAAAUACUUUAUACUUCGAAGGUCUAUUCAAUCCAAGAAGCAAAUUUCUAAUCGUAACUAACGAAUUCAACCAAUCAACCAUCAAAAUUUUAGACGAAUACUUCAUUUACAACGCAAUAAUUCUAACAAUUCAACGCAACUUCGUGAAGAACAACAGAAACCUAACCGUAAUAAAUCCUUCGAAUUGUUCGGGAUACAAAAACAUCUACCCCAUGGAACCGAGGAACAUAACCAAAUUGCGAAUCCUCCAUACGAAAUUCGCGCCCUACGCCCUCAACUCGAAGAAAGGAGUGGUCCCAGAAAUAUUGAAUUUAAUAACGGCCAAUAUGAAGCUUAAGACCUCGUAUAUUUACGAAAAUGCUUCCCUCAGCAGCGGUUACAUCGAAAAAAACGGGCGCGGUACCGGCAUGUUGGGUAAACUACAGACGAGACGAUACGAUUUGUCGUCGAGAGUGUUCUCUCCCGCCGAUCGGGAGCAUUUAUUCUUCGACAUAACCCAGUAUGUUUCCCAGGACUACGUGAUAUACGUGGUUCCUGCGGUAGUGACCAUCAACAAAUGGAAGAUGCUGUACGAGGAGUUUUCCUGCCACGUCUGGAUAUGCUUCUUGUGCUUCUUAAUAACAUUUUACAUCGCUUUUUAUUUAACUUCGAAGCACAAGCAAAAAUUUGAGAUGUUUAUAGACGUUCUGCGAAUGUUGCUGCAAGGAUCCUCGCCGAUUCCGAGGACUUACAACGCUUGUAAAUUGCUAUUUCUAGCGUUUAUGGUGUUCGUUUUCGUAUUUACGAAUCUCUACAAAAGCGUGCAGUUUCAUUUCAUGAUCGAAAACCUGCACACUCCGCUUUACAGGACCGAGGAAGAUUUGAGGAAGUACAAACUGAAGGCGAGCUUGCACACGAGCAUGUCGAGGCGGUGCAACAUCUCCACGAAUCAUCUGGAAAAUUACCUCUGUAAUAACAUCUUGUUCACAUGCAACGACAACGAGGUUUGCUUGAAUCAAACCGCUUUUGUGAAAAAUACGGCGAGCCUGGAAGGGUUGUUGCAUUUAAAAUACGUCGUGCCCAGAAGGUUUAUCGAUUCCGAAGGAAAAUCCUUGCUACGCGUCGUUGAAAACAACAAAACCCCGAUCUUUUUCUAUUUAUAUUUCCUCAAAGGCCAUCCGAUUUUCAGCAGGUUCAACAGAAAAGUACGAUCCGUCCACGAAGCCGGAUUUAUAAGACAUAUUAUCAGACAAAUCGACUGGAAUUAUGAUAAGGCGAUGGCUUCAGCAGCCAUUUCAACGGCUCUGGAACAAACUCAGCUUUCGCUGGAAAUGUUCCACUCUACUUUCUUUGUUUAUAUUAUUUUAAUAUUUUUUACCGAAAUGUUCCCAGUUUUAGUCAAUUCAGCCAUAAAUUUAGCAAAAAAAUUGGACCUUCCGAGGAAGCUACUAACAGCAAAUUUUCACAAUUUCAACAGUCUCACCAGCUUGACGAGACCCACGCUAUUACAACCCAUCACUCCUUCCAUCGUGCCCGCUUGCGGAUUCAAAAUAGCCGGAAUAGUGAAGAGAAGAUGUAAAAGCUGCGUGAUGGUUCGAACUGAGGAAAGAUGGCUAGUUCUGUGCAAAGCCAAGCCGAGACACAAGCAAAUGUCCAUGAUAAAAGAUCCGAGAAAUACCUGGAUUCUUUCCCACGCCACCCAAUCCAAAGUUAGACCUUGGUAGAUUCGAUUAUCUCUAUAAUUACAAUAAAAUGUAAGGUAGUUCGUACGUAAUAAAUUUGUACAUAAAUAAUAUUGUUUUGAAAUUGUAUACGACUCGUUUAAAG